Molecule: messenger RNA, 2426 nt
Organism: Paramacrobiotus metropolitanus
Lineage: Eukaryota; Metazoa; Tardigrada; Eutardigrada; Parachela; Macrobiotidae
Product: polyadenylate-binding protein 4-like
Exons: 10
Coding region: 198-2168 (656 amino acids)
Cellular component (GO): ribonucleoprotein complex; cytosol; nucleus
Molecular function (GO): poly(A) binding; mRNA 3'-UTR binding; poly(U) RNA binding
Source: RefSeq, a predicted model, not a curated record
AGUAGUACGCGUUAGCAGGUGCAGUACAUAGGUAGCAGUAAUUUCGUUGUCGCAGUAGUUUGUCUGUUUUUAUAUUUGCGACGUUCUUAGAAGAACGUCGGGCGUAUCUCAGCUUCUUCAUGACAGACUAAAAUCCCAGGACUAUUAUUCCCGAAAAUAAAAAAAUUAAAAAAUAGAAAAAGCAGCGAGCAGAAAAAAUGAAUACUUCCGGACCGAACUACCCUUUGGCUUCCCUGUACGUUGGGGAUCUGCAUCCAGAUGUCACCGAAGCGAUGCUGUUUGAAAAAUUUUCAGCAGCUGGCGCAGUCCUCUCCAUUCGAGUCUGUCGUGAUAUGAUGACCCGCCGCUCCCUGGGUUAUGCCUACGUUAAUUUCCAGCAGCCCGCCGAUGCCGAGCGCGCGAUGGACACCAUGAACUACGAUCCGAUGAAGGGCCGGCCCAUUCGCAUCAUGUGGUCGCAGCGUGACCCGUCGUUGCGCCGAUCGGGAUUCGGGAAUAUCUUCAUCAAGAAUUUGGACAAGAGCAUUGACAAUAAAUCCAUGUACGAUACUUUCUCCGGUUUUGGAGCCAUCCUAUCCUGCAAGGUGGCCCAGGACGAGCUGGGACAGAGUAAAGGCUAUGCCUUUGUACACUUCGAAACCGACGCCGCCGCCACGAGCGCCAUCGAAAAGGUUAAUGGCAUGUUGCUUAACGGAAAAAAAGUGUUUGUGGGACGAUUUAUACCGCGUGCUGAACGGGAGCGUGCCCUGGGCGACCAUCCGCGAAAAUUCACAAACGUGUUCGUAAAGAACUUCGGUGAAGAAAUGGACGACAACAAACUGUUGGCGCUGUUUGAGAAGUAUGGCAAAGUGACUAGUCAUGUCGUGAUGAAGGACGACAAUGGCAAGUCGCGCGGCUUCGGAUUUGUCAGUUACGAGUCGGCUGAAAGUGCCGAGCAGGCUGUCAAGGAGCUGAAUGCUACUGAAAUGAGCGGCAAAUCAUUGUAUGUUGGUCGUGCUCAGAAACGUGCCGAACGACAGCAGGAGCUGCGCCGACAGUUCGAGGCUAAACGUCAGGAACGCCAACGCAACUAUGUGCAGGGCGUCAAUCUGUAUGUUAAGAAUCUGGAUGAGAAUAUUGACGAUGAUGGUUUACGCAAGGAAUUCGCGCAUUUGGGCACCAUCAGCAGCGCCAAGGUCAUGAAAGAGGGUGGUCGCUCGAAGGGUUUCGGUUUCGUUUGCUUUACUAGUCCUGAUGAAGCCAACAAGGCCGUGCAGGAAAUGAACGGAAAAGUAGUGGGCAGUAAGCCACUGUAUGUCGCCAUGGCCCAGCGCAAGGAGGACCGUCGCAGUGCUAUGGCCAACCAGAUGAUGUCACGGUUCGUUCCUCAACAGUUCCGCCCACCCGGCCCGCAGAUGUUCCCCCAGGCCGGCAUUCCCGGCAUCGGACCACAGGCAUUCAUGUACCAGAACAUCCCUCCGCAGCGCGGUUACUUCCCAGCGGCGCAGAUGGGCGCCAUGGGUCCCAUUAUGGGUCAGCGUCCUCCGCAGCCCCGCUGGAUGAGUAAUCCCCGUCCGCAGCAAGGUGGACAGGCGGCUUUCGGGCAACAGCUGCAGGGUGGACAAGGUGGCCAGUUCCGACCGCGUGCCGGGAUGCGAGGACCUGCACCCGGUAUGCCUUCGGCACCGCGUUCGCUUGGCCCAGCUGCCGGUAUGCAACAACAGCCACAACGUGUGCCAGGCGCGGUCAUGCAGCAGGGAGCCCAGCGACCACAGAACGGUUUGCCGCAACAACCUGGCAUGCCACAACAGAUGCGGACGGGAGCCCCGGCGUUUGUUCGCGCAGGUGGCCAGCCGAUGGGAGCACGUGGACCAGGGCCUGCUCAGCAGAUUGCUGCUCCGAAUGCCAACACGGUGAUCGAUCCAUCGGUUUUGGCCAAGGCCAGUGUUAGUGAUCAGAAACAAAUGCUGGGCGAGAAGCUGUUCCCGGUUAUUCAGAAAAUCCAUCCGGAAAUGGCGGGUAAAGUCACCGGAAUGUUACUAGAAAUUGACAACGCCGAGCUGUUGAUGCUCUUGGACAAUCCAGACCAGUUGAAGAACAAGGUUGACGAGGCGGUGGCCGUGCUGAAAACACAUCUGAUGGCUGCUCCAGGAUCCACUCCAGCAGUGAAACAAGAAGUCGCUAAGUAGUGACGACGGAACAUUGGUUGUUUGAUGGAAGUAUUUAAAAAAAAUUUCUCUGUCAUUUCUUUUCGCUUUAAUUCAAAACCCAGCUGAAAAAAAUUUGCAUUCUUGAAUUUGUUUGCUUGCUUACAUAUGUACUGGUACUGUUAGUCUGCUACUAUUCUGCCGACGCCUCGACCCACUUUAACAUCUGUAAUGCUUACGAACACUGCUGCGUGCUCGAAUUACGAUCUUCUUCGAAAAAAAACUGACUCGCUUCUAGAA